Pseudogymnoascus destructans is the source of this 471-nucleotide messenger RNA. RefSeq lists its product as uncharacterized. NCBI's taxonomy places the organism in Eukaryota, Fungi, Ascomycota, Leotiomycetes, Thelebolales, Thelebolaceae. The coding region runs from base 1 to 471 and encodes 156 amino acids. The transcript has 4 exons. The record is from RefSeq and is a predicted model, not a curated record.
AUGAUUCUCAUUCCAAGUCAAAAAUGGAGCUAUUUCGAAGACAACUGGGACCCUAUCUGGGUAGCGGAUGCAAAGAAGACAGUGCAGGACUUUUGGCAAUCUCAACUGGGUUUGCAAAGUGGUGUCCGUGUUGUCCUUAUGGAAAAGGUCAAACGUUACCGGUAUUCACUCAUCGAGGAUCUUAUACUUCACGUCAAGACUGCAAUGAAUGCUGUUAGCCUACACUCCCGAGAAAGCUUUACGGAUUUCCUCCAACGCUUCCCCUUGAUUGCGGAUUACGAUCAGCUCGACAAAGAUGAGUUCCACGGGACCUUUAAACGGCGUUCAAAUACAAAGGCGCCAAAACCUAUCUCGAAGAAACAUGCCCUUAUUCAAGGACAAGAAUAUAUCUUGAGUAGGGCUUCUCCGCCGCCGCCAAAGCGCCGCAAAGAAACUCUAGUCCCUGGGCGUAGUGCUCGGGUGAUAGAGUGA